Trichechus manatus latirostris (Florida manatee) is the source of this 1029-nucleotide messenger RNA. RefSeq names its product dicarbonyl and L-xylulose reductase (gene DCXR). Lineage: Eukaryota; Metazoa; Chordata; Mammalia; Sirenia; Trichechidae. The coding region runs from base 1 to 735 and encodes 244 amino acids. The transcript is spliced from 9 exons. Gene Ontology annotation, molecular function: L-xylulose reductase (NADPH) activity; carbonyl reductase (NADPH) activity. Gene Ontology annotation, biological process: xylulose metabolic process; glucose metabolic process. The record is from RefSeq and is a predicted model, not a curated record.
AUGGAGCUGGGGCUCGCGGGUCGUAGGGCCCUUGUCACUGGGGCGGGCAAAGGCAUCGGACGCAGCACGGUCCAGGCGCUGCACGCGGCGGGCGCGCAGGUAGUGGCUGUGAGCCGCACCCAGGCCGACCUGGACAGCCUGGUCCGCGAGUGCCCUGGCGUUGAGCCCGUGUGUGUGGACCUGGCUGACUGGGAGGCCACGGAGAAGGCACUGGGCGUCGUGGGUCCUGUGGACCUGCUGGUGAACAGUGCUGCUGUGGCCCUGCUGCAGCCCUUUCUGGAGGUCACCAAGGAGGCGUUUGACAUGUCCUUUGAUGUGAAUCUGCGUGCUGUCAUCCAGGUGUCCCAGAUCGUGGCCCGGAACCUGAUCGCCCGGGGAGCCCCGGGGGCCAUCGUGAAUGUCUCCAGCCAGGGUUCCCAGCGUGCCCUGACCAACCACAGUGUCUACUGCUCCACCAAGGGUGCCAUGGACAUGCUGACCAAGGUGAUGGCCCUGGAGCUUGGGCCACACAAGAUCCGCGUCAAUGCAGUGAACCCCACAGUGGUGAUGACACCCAUGGGCCGGGCCAACUGGAGCGACCCCCAGAAGGCCAAGGCCAUGCUGGACCGUAUCCCACUGGGCCAGUUUGCUGAGGUGGAGCACGUGGUAGAUAGCAUCCUCUUCUUGCUGAGUGACCGCAGUGGCAUGACCACGGGCUCCACCCUGCCGGUGGACGGCGGCUUCCUGGCCACCUGAGUGCCUCCCCACGCCUGUCCAGUCCCAGGCGUAACUCCAGCUGAAGCUGGUUAAGAUCGCUCCAAGUACCGAGUAAGAAAAAGUGAGACAAUGAAGAUGUGGGCCGGAACUCAAUCCUUGUCAAUGACUGAGCUACAUUUUUCUGAUCGGAUAAUAGUUUUCGAAUGCUGGUGGAGUAUUUGAUCAACUUUGUGUGCUGUUUACAAUGUAACGGCCCCAGACUCCACACACUUAAGCUUAAUCUGAGUUAUGAACAUUUUUUCCAUCAGUUUCUUAAGUCUAGACAAUAAACAA